Molecule: messenger RNA, 465 nt
Organism: Ostreococcus tauri
Lineage: Eukaryota; Viridiplantae; Chlorophyta; Mamiellophyceae; Mamiellales; Bathycoccaceae
Product: ENTH/VHS
Exons: 1
Coding region: 1-465 (154 amino acids)
Cellular component (GO): nucleus
Molecular function (GO): RNA binding
Source: RefSeq, a predicted model, not a curated record
AUGAAGCGCUCUGGGACCAAGCUCUCGCCGGAAGAUCGCAAAAGUCUCGAAGAGAUCUUGCGCCACGUCACCACAUCUCGAGAUGACGUACGCGACGCGAUGGAGUUUGCGGUGGAGCGAGCCGAGUGCGCUGGGGACGUCGUGGACGUCAUCGCGUCCUCCCUCAUCGAACCAGACGCCUCGCUCGGGACCGUCAUCGCGCGUCUGUACGUCGUCUCCGAUAUCCUACACAACGCAUCGGCGCCCGUCCGAGGCGUCCAGGCCUACCGCACCGAGUUCUCGCGAAUUCUCCCUCGAGUGUUCGCCUCGCUCGAGCGGCUCGCCUCGGAUGCCCGCGUGUCUAAAUCCACGCGCGAUGCCUUCACCAAGAACGUCACCGACGUCCUCCACUGUUGGAGUGACUGGUGCGUUUUCGCUGACACCGUCGUGGACGAUCUCCGAGCCACCUUCACCGCCGCUCCGUAG